This is a messenger RNA of Centruroides sculpturatus (bark scorpion), 1556 nucleotides long. Its product is annotated as sex peptide receptor-like. Bases 209 to 1369 code for a protein of 386 amino acids. NCBI's taxonomy places the organism in Eukaryota, Metazoa, Arthropoda, Arachnida, Scorpiones, Buthidae. The transcript has 2 exons. Gene Ontology annotation, biological process: G protein-coupled receptor signaling pathway. The record is from RefSeq and is a predicted model, not a curated record. Gene Ontology annotation, cellular component: membrane. Gene Ontology annotation, molecular function: G protein-coupled peptide receptor activity.
UUGGAUAGCAAAUAGGCAGUUUAAGCAGUGUUGUCGUCAGUCUAGUCAAUGCGGCGACAGAGGAACGUUCUUCUCGUGUCACUUCUAACAUCCUCGAAUUUUAUAAAAUGGAAGAUACAUAAGACGUAUAUUUAAAUGUCAGAUCGUCAGAUUAAAAAAAGAUUUAUCACUUAAUUUUUGAAUCAAUUUUACAAGAAUAUGAUAUAAAAUGAAUAUGACAGAUGAAUAUUUGUUAACCGAAUUUAACGAGCAAGAAUUGUAUCGAUGGUUGCACGAAAAUUUUAAUUUAACUAAUUUAUCUGCUCUACCCAGUGAUAUGUUGAGUCAAUUUCAAUACAAAUGGCCACAUCCUUACUACGGUGAUCAAUUAUAUUUCUUCAGAAAUCGUUACAGCGAAGUUCAUGGUUAUUUAAGUCUUCUUGUCUGUACUUUUGGUAUUGUUGCUAACGUACUUAACAUUAUUGUUUUGACACGUAAACACAUGAUCUCACCAACGAAUGCCAUACUAACAGGAUUGGCGGUUGCCGAUAUGUUUGUUAUGAUAUCUUACAUGCCCUUUGCUUUUCAUAAUUAUAUUUUAAUAAAUCAACCGGAUCAUAAAAAAUAUUCUUAUCACUGGGCCGUAUAUGCCUUAUUUCAUGCUCAUUUUAGUGUAGUUUGUCAUACAAUAUCGAUAUGGUUAACGGUAAUUCUGGCAGUUUGGAGAUUUUUAGCUGUCAGUUUCCCUGCCAACAGUAAAAGUUGGUGCAAUAUGCCACGUGCAAAGAUUGCUAUUAUUAGUACUUAUGUCAAUUGUACAGUGUUUUGUUUACCUGUAUAUUUAACAUUUACCAUACAUUCCCUAGAAGACGGUUCUCACGUAUUAUACAAAGUCGAUUUUAGUUCAAUAGCAAAAAAGAACGAUAGAUUAUUAGAGAAAUUUAAUUUUUGGAUUUUUAGCGUACUUACUAAAUUAAUUCCUUGUAUCGCAUUAACAGGACUGAGUAUAGGACUAAUACGUGUUCUGUACGAAGCAAAUCGUCGUAAACAGAAACUGAAGAAUCGUAUAGAAGCAGAUAAUGCCUGUGAUCGAACUACAAAAAUGCUUUUAGCGGUACUUUUAUUAUUCUUGAUUACCGAAUUUCCAUCGGGAAUUCUUGCCUUACUUAAUGGAAUUCUCGGACAAGACUUCUUUCAUCACGUCUACAAUAAUUUUGGAGAAGUAAUUGAUAUUCUGGCACUUAUUAACAGCUCAGUGAACUUUAUUCUCUACUGUUCAAUGAGUAGGCAGUUCAGAGAUACUUUCGCCAAUCUCUUCACCCCUAAACUAGUUUCUAAAUGGAUAGCCGUACCUACAGAUUCUAAUACUUGCGCCACUACUUGCGUUUAAAAAUAUUAUUUAAUUAUUCAUAGAUUAUUUAUAUAAAUUAAGUAUUAAAUAUUAUUUGUAAAAUAAUUAAAUAAAGUGGAUAAUGUGAUGCUGAGUCCUUACUUCGCCGGCUGAUCGAUGCCGGAGGGGCUCCGAAGUUCGAACUUAAUGUCACGUUUAUCAUUGUAAUUAUUAGUGAAAUAAAUAU